AUGUCAACAAAGUUAUCUCCAGCUGGUCGAAGGUUGGCAACGAUCAUUGUGUCAGCACCCUUUGUUGUGGUAACAACUUGGAUUCUUUAUAAAAGAGUUGUUUUAGGAGAAAAGCCACGAGUAUCUGACGGUCAUGCUAUUCGUCCGAUGGGUGUUAGAGAAAGAGAUGAAAAAGAUAGCAAACUUAUCUAA
Rhizopus microsporus ATCC 52813 is the source of this 192-nucleotide messenger RNA. RefSeq lists its product as uncharacterized. The record is from RefSeq and is a predicted model, not a curated record. Bases 1 to 192 code for a protein of 63 amino acids. The transcript is spliced from 3 exons. NCBI's taxonomy places the organism in Eukaryota, Fungi, Mucoromycota, Mucoromycetes, Mucorales, Rhizopodaceae.